CAUCCAGCCCUGGCCGUGGGAGCUGCCGGCUGUUGGCAAGAGAGGCGCGAGGCUCUCUGCGGCGGCGACGGUGCGCCCAGGUGAGGGAGCUGCCUGCAACCCCAAGCCCAUUCAUUCCAUGGACUAUGCCCACAUCUCCAUGCCCUCUCAGCCAUGGAGACUCCCAUGUUUGACACUAUCCUGGAGACGACGGACGGGGUGACCCCUGACCCCAGCUGGACACUGCCCUACCCGCUGGGCUUCCAGGUCUCACUGACAGGCUUCCUCAUGUUGGAAAUCGUACUGGGAGUCAGCAGCAACUUGACCGUAUUGGUGCUGUAUUGCCUGCAGGCUGGCCUGGUGGACUCUGUCAGCAACAUGGUGACCAUGAACUUGCACGUGCUGGACGUGCUCAUAUGCGUGGUGUGCGCCCCGCUUACCAUGGUGGUGGUCCUGGUGCCCCCCGACAGGGCCGCCACACUGCUCUGCUGCUUCCAUGAGGCGUGCAUCACCUUCAGCAGCGUGGCCACGGCCACCAACGUGCUGGUGAUCAGCCUGGACCGCUACGACAUCUCGGUGCGGCCAGCGCAGCGCGUGCUGACCCCGGGCCGCGCCAUCCUUCUCCUGACAGGCGUCUGGGUGCUGUCCCUGGCUGUCUUCUUCAUACCCUUCCUCGAGGGCGAGCUGGGCCACGCCAGCACAUGGCAGAACCGCACCGUGCUCUGCGUCGGCCCCGAGGAGUUCCACGCCGAGCUCGGCACCUCCUACCACCUGGCGAUCCAGAUCCCCACGUUCUUCGCCGCCGUGGCCGUCAUGCUGGUGACCUACGCCAAGAUCCUGCAGGCCCUCAACAUCAGCAUCGGCAGCACUUUCAAGCGCAGCCAGCGCCACAAGACCAAGAAGAGGAAGCGGCGGAAAUCGGCAGAGCCAAGUGGCAGCGUGGCGGUUGGCGGAGCGGAAGCCAAGCGGCUCUCUCAGCCCAUGCCGGCGCUGCCAACACCACCACCCAUGGGGGUGCAAGCCUCGGUCUCUGUUAUCAUCGCCCUGCGGCGAGCGGUGAAGCGCCACCGUGACCGGAGGAAGCGCCAGCGGCGGGUUUUCCGCAUGUCCCUGCUCAUCAUCUCGACCUUCCUGUUGUGCUGGGCGCCACUGUCUGUCGCCAACCUGCUGAUCCUGUGCCUGGGGCCCAGCCCCCUGAUGGGCAAGCUGCGCGUCUGCUUCCUGGCCAUGGCCUACGGCACUACCAUCUUCCACCCGCUCCUCUACGCCUUCACGCGCCAGAAGCUGCGGAACGUGCUGCGCAGCAAGCUGAAGAAGCGGGUGGUGUCGGCCCUGCAAGUGGACCCCGCGCCUGGCGGCACCGUCAUCCACAAUUCCUGGGUGGAGCCGCCCCGCAAAAGCUGCAAGGGCCGGCUGCGGAGUAGUGACGGAGCCGAGCGCUGCCUGACUGAGGCCGCUAAGGAGUGAGGCGUAGGGGGCCGAGCCCUCAAAAUGGAGGUUCAGCAGAGUUUGGGGGUGGGCGUACGAAUCUUCCGUCUCGCCCAAGCUGGUGAGCGGCGAGUGCCAAACACUGAAAGGGGAGGGAGGCACACAGGCCGCCAGAAACUACAACACCAGUGCUAACCCCUCCGCCUGAAGCCACGGAAUAAGAGAAGUGGGGGUGAGCUGAUGUCUUAACGAAGCAGCGAGGGUCAGCCAUCGGCGCCUUGCUGAAACCCCAAGGGUUUCUGGAUAGGGUGCGAUACUGAUCCCUCACAAAAGGCCCCGUGCCCAGAGUGCAAGGCCUUCCCGUUGCCAACGCUGAAACCAACCGACUGUCUGAGGUAAAAGACGAAGGCCCAAGCCUUCCCACUCACGGCACCUGCCAAUUCACCACACUGAGACCCAAUAUGAUGAUCACUACUACUACUCCUCCUAUUUAAUGUUGAUAUCGGUGCCAAGAGUUGUGCUAAAGACAUCCACUCGGGUGAGGUCCCCUGCAUAUAGGGUCGUUGAGCCCACAUGGCAGUGAACGAGUGAGCUUCCCCGGGGGCCUAAUCACCUAACACACGUUUCUCUUUAUUGCUGGCUAAGUCCGGGGUGGCUAGAACAAGUUCUCUGCCUGCUGAUGGAAGUGGAGGAAGAGGUCUAAGAAAGCAUUUUGUGGCUGCGGGGGAAAUGCGGGUUUGGGGAAGGGGUGAGGCUCACACAGCUCUCGGCCCCUCCGUUUUGCUGUGCUUUUCUCUCCAGAACCCCUUAGAUUAGGCAAGCGACACACUGUUCUCUUGCAGCAUGCCAGGCCCCUGCCGCCUCCAGAACAUGCUAUGGUUUGGGGGGUGGGUUUAAGUGCUGUUGUAGAUCUCCCUGUCCAAUGGCUGGAGCCUGGCAAACAUACCUUUCUGCAAAGGGUUAUGUUAGGCUCUGCGCCCACACACCACUUCCAUAUUGGGACCAGUUUCCCAACAACCUACUUGGGUUUUUUUUGUUUUUGUUUUUUUAAGGCUUCAGUACUGCAGGCGCUGAUUUCGUUGCCUCUGCCAUCGCUGGUGGCCACUGACUCCCAGCAUCAGAUGCUAAGCGCAGCUGCUGUUCUGGGUUUGAAGGUUCACUACAGUACCAAACAGCAACAGC
Molecule: messenger RNA, 2589 nt
Organism: Lacerta agilis (Sand lizard)
Lineage: Eukaryota; Metazoa; Chordata; Lepidosauria; Squamata; Lacertidae
Product: G-protein coupled receptor 22-like
Exons: 2
Coding region: 154-1446 (430 amino acids)
Biological process (GO): G protein-coupled receptor signaling pathway
Cellular component (GO): membrane
Molecular function (GO): G protein-coupled receptor activity; peptide binding
Source: RefSeq, a predicted model, not a curated record